CCACACGAUUGUCUUUCACUUAUCUUCCUCCACCCAAUCCAAAUUGCGAUAGAGAUCUCUUUCGAAUCCACGCGCCUUCAUCAACCUCACUCUAACUCUCUUCUCAAUUUCUCAUGAAAAUUCAUCUUCAUUCUUGACCCCAGAUAGGUUUCCAGACCAAACCCGUUAUUGUAACUCUGCUGUUGUUGAAGUCCUUUUUGCCUGUCUCUUGUUCUUGCUAUGAGAUUAUUAUAAGAAUCCAGAACUGACCAAAAAUGUUUCCCCUCUGCUCGGCUGCAAGCUGCCAUUACCAUUCUCAGCCUUUGUAUCAUGGAAACUGGCGAGCCUGUUCUUCCUUAAGGAGAGAGUCCAUUCACAGAUGCAGCUCUGGUGAUAAUGCCUUCUUUGGCCUUUCUAAUGGAACACAAAACUUGCACAAGAGUUGCUUAACUCAAGCCACUGGGAGAUUCUUCACCGCUACUAUCGAAAACACGGAGAAAACAGCAUCUACAUUCAGAAACUUGUGUGAGAAUGAGUUGGAAAGAAUAAACUACAUGCGUUAUGACAUGAGAGAUGUAAGAAAUGGGGGACUAACAUAUGUAGAAAGUACAGCAGAUGUUUCACCUGUUGAAGCUGUUGUAUCGGAUGUUCCUCCCGUUGAAAACCUUUCUGCUGAGAAUUUAACCGAAAGCACCAGCAGCCUUAUAGUCUCGGCUGAACCGGGAACAGGAGCAUCUGUUGAUAUAUCUCCGGAUACUUCUGUAUCUCUGCCCGAUCCUACAGAUCUCAAUCAAGAGUCACUUCCCGACGUGAAAGCUAGCGUUGAUGACUUCUCUUCCGGGGUGAAGGACUCCUUCAGCUCUUCACUGAACCAAGGAGAAAACGCUGUGAAGAACACUUUGGAUUCCUUCUCCUCUUCCGUGACAUCCAUUACAAAGAAUGCUUCCGAAGCUGUAGAUAAUGCAUUCAAAACUGCGUUCUCUACGCUAGACCAAACAGGAGAUGCAGCUGGAGACAAGCUCUCUAGCUUCUCCGGUGGCUUGAAGGAAGCUUCAAACGGAGCAGCUUCUGUAGCCAUUGAUUUAUUGAGGCAAUCAAUUAGUACUGCAGAGCGGUCUGUAGUAAAUGGAGUUUCCUUUGCUGCCUACUCUUAUGGAUCAGCAAAAGAGUUACUUCCUCCAGAUGUUAAGAGUGCCAUUAACUCAUCCGAAGAUGUUGCUCUAAAAGUGUUGAAGCCCCUCGGAGCUGUCUUGGAGCAGGUAUAUGCUGCCAUUGGAGGUUUGGAGAGAAACAUUGGUUUGAAUCCAGAUGAUCCAAUCAUUCACCUUGUCCUCAUUGUAGGCUCCACAGGAACCUUUUGGGUUCUAUACCGGGUUUGGACAUAUGGUGGAUAUGCUGGAGAUUUGUCUCCAAAGUCAACACUUGAGCUUUUGUCAUCAAGAGAAAAGCCAGUGCUUGUAGAUGUCAGGCCUGAGGCCUUGAGAGAGAAAGAUGGAAUCCCUGAUCUGCGGAGAGCAGCUCGUUUCCGAUAUUCUAGUGUGACACUGCCUGAGGUUGAGGGUGAUGUUAAACGGCUAAUGAGAGGUGGAAGAGAAGUUGAAGAUGCCUUGGCGGCAGUUAUCAUCAAGAAUUUGAAAGCAGUUCAGGACAGGUCAAAGGUCAUUGUUAUGGAUGCUGAUGGAACUCGCUCUAAGGGCAUUGCAAGAGCCUUGAGAAAACUUGGGAUUAAGAGGCCAUACUUGGUGCAAGGUGGGUUUAGAGCAUGGGUUAAAGAAGGUCUUCGUGUGAAAGAGCCCAAACCUGAGACAACACUUACCAUCCUCAACGAGGAAGCUGAGGCGAUCCUUGAGGAAAUAAAUCCUUCUCCAUUGCAAGUAGCUGGAGUUGGUGUGGGGGCUUUGGCAGGAUCGUAUGCUUUGUUUGAGUGGGAGAAAACACUGCAACUCAUAGCUGUCAUUGGCCUUGGUUUGACUAUAUACCAACGUCUUGCUUCCUAUGAUGACGCGGAAGACUUCAAGCAAGAUGUCAGGCAAUUGUUUACACCGGUGAAACUUGGAGCUCAGGCUUUCUCAUGGGCUGCAGGGAAACUUGAGACAAAUGGUGUUGGCCUCCCAACUUCACCUUCUUCCUCAGAUGUUCGAAGCCGAGUUUUGCAGGCUGCUGCUAAGCAUGAGUCUCAGCCGUCUGAUGAAACUUCUGAAGGUCUCCAAGAUGCAUCAUCAUCAUCAUCCUCAGGAGAAGCUUUGAACAACGCUGAUGUCUCAGAAGCCUAACGGCUCCAACUUUUAUUUAUGGUUCAUUGUACGUAACUGCUAUGUUAUUGUUCACUGCAACUGCCAAGAAUUACUUUGCUGGUCGCAAAAGAAAUCUCUAAAGGAGCAUUCUUAUGUUAUCCAUAUAUAUAUAUAUAUAUAUACUUUUAUGGA
Molecule: messenger RNA, 2405 nt
Organism: Brassica napus (rape)
Lineage: Eukaryota; Viridiplantae; Streptophyta; Magnoliopsida; Brassicales; Brassicaceae
Exons: 15
Coding region: 255-2252 (665 amino acids)
Biological process (GO): regulation of stomatal closure; cellular response to calcium ion; de-etiolation
Source: RefSeq, a predicted model, not a curated record